This is a messenger RNA of Capronia coronata CBS 617.96, 1467 nucleotides long. RefSeq lists its product as uncharacterized. The transcript has 2 exons. NCBI's taxonomy places the organism in Eukaryota, Fungi, Ascomycota, Eurotiomycetes, Chaetothyriales, Herpotrichiellaceae. Bases 1 to 1467 code for a protein of 488 amino acids. The record is from RefSeq and is a predicted model, not a curated record.
AUGGCGCCAGUGCCAAUGCCAGUGGAAGCGCAGGCACAACAAGGCAGUCAGGCCUCUCAGUCCGCGACACUCCCCAUCUCACCCAGCCUCAUUGUCGGAAUUGUCAUUUUGGCUGCAUUUGCAGUCAUCAUUGUCAUCGCGAGCGUGUUCCGCUUCUGCUGCGGCAAUGGGAACGGAAAUCCAGGUGGGAAUAGAGAAUCUAAGAAACGAUCUAUGCGGGUCGAAGAUGAAGCCAACGCUAACGUGGAUACAGAUGAAUUCAAUCCAAACCGGCCUCGGUCGGCGGCACAGCUUGCGCGCAUGAAAGAGGUCAGAGAUAUCAACAACAUGUAUGCAUGGGAAAGGGCCAGACGGGCAAAAAUCGAGAUCGGCGAACUCAGUCCACCACCGCCCUUGAUGUCUAGAAGGCACAGUCGCAAUGGUACUUCGGAUGCGUGGAGCAGUAUUGGUGAUAUCAGUUCAGGGUUGGCGUCAGGUUCCACAUCGGCACCCCAUAGCGAAAUCCAUCCAGUCGAAGACCACAGCCGCGCAGCAUUCUUCUACAAUACUGACGACCCCUACGCCGACUCAUCCUCGCGACAGCGCUUGAACCAUCUAGCACCACCGACUUCUGCCCGCAACUCGUACCAGACCAGCAGCAGCGUCUACAGCUCCCGUCGACAAUCAUCGGUCCUACUUCCUCACGCGGUCCAAUAUCCUGGCGACAUAAAAGCCAGCAGUCCAAGCCCACUCCGUCAUGAAUAUGAAGGCUUUGAACCCAAUUAUGCCGAAGAAUCAGAUCCGCCUGUCAACGUCGAAGUCGACGCUGCUCAUACCAGCACCACUGAACGAAUGCAAGCUCCAGAGCCGCGUGCACACGCACGUGACCAUUUCCAGAAUCAGAAUCAGAAUCAGAAUCCCCGAAUCAUCAUCAACGACAACGAUGAGGAAGAUAUUGUCGCUGGUUUACGCACUCCAGGCCGUGCUCGGUAUCAUGAAGAAAACGAUGACUUCGAGCCUGUGGAUCUCUUCGGCGGUCAUCGCUACUUCAGUGACGGUGUACAGGAAGAAGAAGACGGUAUGCAUAUGCGCCCUGGCCCAUCCGAUUUGGAAUCCAAUUUGGCAAGACCAAGAACCAGACCUCGACUGGACGCGCCAUUGCCAUUGCCCGAGACUGAGACCGAAUCUUUCCCUGCUUAUCCCACUCAUUCUCAUGGUCAGCCAUCUGUCAGUAUCUACGACAAUGAACAAGCCCGGGAUGAUGGGCCCGAACAGCAUGAUGGUAUGAACUAUGGACCAUAUGCUGGCGCUCGUAACGACCACGUCGAUCUCGGUUACGGAAACCAGGAUGCCAGAGACGACCCGGUGGACUAUGAAACAGAAGAGCAGAUCAUCCAGCAGAGAGCCAGACAGGGAUCUCGCGACGGCGUCAGGACCCUGAUUCAAGAAUGGGAGAGGGUAAAUGGUCGUUUUGUACGGGAGUUAUGA